AUGAAGCCGCCUGGCAGAAGCUCUCUGCGGCAGCCCUUCUCUGGCAGCUGCCGGCGCCCUCCUCGCUCCUCUAACGCUGCCUUCUCAGCCUGCCUGGCGCGGCGGCUGCCUCCGCUCGGCUCCUUCCGCCGUUUCCUUCUGGGGCUCCUGCUGCUCUGCUGGGGGCGCCCGGAGAGCUGGGGGGUCAUUGCGGACACCGCUAUCCAUUGGAAUGAAACUUUGGAAAAGCCAGAAACUAUACUAGGAAAUGAGGACACUGCAUUUCAACAGACUAACAAUAGUGGUAGCAAAAAUAACAAUUACAGCAGUGCAUUCCAAAAAGAAAUCACAUUGCCUUCAAGACUUAUUUAUUAUUUGAACAAAGACUCUGAAAGUCCCUACCAUAUUUUGGAUACUAGGACAAGAUACCAGCAAAAACACAGUAAGGCUGUGCAUCUAGCUCAGGCAAGUUUCCAGAUUGAAGCUUUCAGUUCUAUGUUUAUUCUCGACCUCUCACUGAACAAUGACUUAUUAUCUGCUGAUUAUGUGGAAAUUCAUUAUGAAGAUGACAAACCGCAAUAUUCAAAGGGAGGGGAACACUGCUAUUAUCAUGGAAGCAUCAGAGGCGUCCCAAAAUCCAACGCUGCUAUUUCUACCUGUAAUGGACUUCAUGGCAUGUUUGAAGACAACACUUAUGUCUACCUGAUAGAACCUUUGGAGUUAACUCACAGCACGAGCAGUGCAGGCAGACCACAUGUUGUCCGGAGAACGUUUGGAUCAAAUGCCUUCAGUCAGUUGGAAGAUCUUGAUACCGAUUCCACAUCUGAUUGGUCCUUCCUGUCUGAAUUGCAGUGGCUGAGAAGGAGGAGAAGGGCUGCAGUGCGUGGCAUCUUUGAAGAAAUGAAAUACUUGGAGCUCAUGAUUGUUAAUGAUUAUAAAAUGUUCAAAAAACAUCGGUCAUCCCAUAGUAAUACGAAUAACUUUGCAAAAUCGGUGGUAAAUCUCGUGGACGCUAUUUACAAGGAGCAACUAAACACCAGAGUUGUUUUAGUUGCUGUCGAAACCUGGUCAGACAGAGAUCGUAUCCAUGUUCACCAGGACCCCCGGAAGAUGCUUCAUGAGUUUUCCCGAUAUCGGCAGAACUUCAUCAAGCAACGUGCUGAUGCUGUUCAUCUCCUCUCGAAUGUCACAUUUCAUUAUAAAAGAAGUAGCCUAAGCUAUUUUGGAGGAAUUUGUUCAGUGGCUAGAGGUGUGGGAGUAAACGAGUAUGGGCCUUCCUGGGCAAUAGCACACGAAUUAUCCCAAAGCUUGGCUCAGAAUUUAGGAAUACAGUGGGAACCAGCAUCCAGAAAACCAAAAGGGUGUGAUUGUACAGAAUCCUGGGGUGGAUGCAUCAUGGAGGAAACAGGUGUCUAUCAUCCCAGAAAAUUCUCAAAGUGCAGCAUUGCUGAAUACAGAGACUUUUUACUCCGAGGAGGAGGGUUUUGUCUUUUCAACAGGCCUACAAAGUUGUUUGAUGCCACUGAAUGUGGAAAUGGCUAUGUGGAACCAGGCGAAGACUGCGACUGUGGUAUCCAAACGGACUGCCAUGCAGAAUGCUGUAAAAAAUGUUCCCUUUCUAAUGGAGCCCAUUGCAGUGAUGGUCCAUGUUGUAAUGAAACCUGCCUUUUUUUUCCACGAGGUUUUGAGUGUCGCUAUGCAGUGAAUGAAUGUGAUAUUACCGAAAUCUGUACAGGUGACUCCGGCCAGUGCCCGCCCAAUCUUCAUAAGCAAGAUGGAUUUGCUUGCGAUUCAAAUCAGGGACGUUGUUACAGUGGAGAGUGUAAGACAAGAGAUAAUCAAUGCAAAUACAUCUGGGGCAAUAAGGCUUCAGGGUCUCACAAACACUGUUACGAGAAGCUUAAUACAGAAGGUACCCAAAAAGGAAACUGUGGAAAAGAUGGGGAGAAAUGGAUUCCUUGCCACAAACACGACGUAUUCUGUGGAUUAUUGCUUUGUGCAAAUCUUGAUGGGGCUCCACGAAUUGGUUACCUUCAGGGAGAAAUUAUUCCAACUUCUUUUUUCCACCAAGGUGUUGUAGUGAAUUGCAGUUGUGCACAUGUACUUUUAGAUGAUGAAACAGAUUUAGGAUAUGUAGAAGACGGGACUCCCUGUGGUCCUAAUAUGAUGUGUAUGGACCGAAGAUGCCUCUCCAUUCAGUCCUUGAACAUAAGCAGUUGUCCUAUGGAUGCUAAUGGAAAAGUUUGUUCGGGGCAUGGGGUCUGCAGUAAUGAAGCCACCUGCAUUUGUAACACUACUUGGGCAGGUACAGAUUGUAGCAUGUUUGAUCCUAGAAGGAAAGAUGACUCAGAGAAACCAAGUGGACCAAAGGGUUUGUGUGAUUUCAGUUCCUUUUACCACCAUAUCAUUUAUAUUAUUAACAGGAACAUUUGUAACGAAGCAUUUGAAAACUAUUAGACUAUUAUGUAUACUUUAUUUCUUUGUAUACAAGUUUUACACCAAUG
Molecule: messenger RNA, 2483 nt
Organism: Thamnophis elegans (Western terrestrial garter snake)
Lineage: Eukaryota; Metazoa; Chordata; Lepidosauria; Squamata; Natricidae
Gene: ADAM23
Product: ADAM metallopeptidase domain 23
Exons: 24
Coding region: 1-2436 (811 amino acids)
Biological process (GO): proteolysis
Cellular component (GO): presynaptic membrane
Molecular function (GO): metalloendopeptidase activity
Source: RefSeq, a predicted model, not a curated record